Molecule: messenger RNA, 853 nt
Organism: Egretta garzetta (little egret)
Lineage: Eukaryota; Metazoa; Chordata; Aves; Pelecaniformes; Ardeidae
Gene: THYN1
Product: thymocyte nuclear protein 1
Exons: 7
Cellular component (GO): nucleus
Source: RefSeq, a predicted model, not a curated record
UCCCCAAGCAGAAAGAGAGACAAAGGAGCAGUAGCAGAUAAAAAGGAGCCUGAUGCUAAAAUUGCCAAAACUGAGGAGGGGAGUUCAGAUAAGGAGGAAGAGGAGAAGUCCACGAAACCUCCAGCUGGGAGUUCCAAGUCAGGAUGGAAGAACUGGAAGAAGACAAAAGAAUCCGACUCCGGUGGGGAGGAAAGCAAGAUAACGUAUUGUCACUGGCUUCUGAAAUCAGAGCCAGAGAGCAGGCUCGAGAAGGGAGUGGAUGUGAAAUUCAGCAUUGAUGACUUGAAAGCUCAGCCCAAUCAGACAACCUUUUGGGAUGGAGUAAGAAACUACCAGGCAAGGAAUUUCCUGAGAGCCAUGAAGCUUGGGCAGCAGGCCUUCUUCUACCACAGUAACUGUAAAGAGCCUGGCAUUGUUGGCAUCGUCAAGAUCGUAAAGGAGGCAUACCCUGAUCACACACAGUUUGAUCAAAAGGAUCCUCAUUAUGAUUCCUCCAGCAGAAAAGAGAACCCCAAAUGGUCCAUGGUGGAUGUCCAGUUUGUGCGGAUGACAAAACGUUUCAUCCCCCUUUCUGAAAUCAAGGCUCACCACCUGGCACACAAAGCAGAUGGAGGCCCCCUAAAGAACAUGAUGCUCUUCACAAGACAACGUCUUUCCAUCCAACCACUGACACAAGAGGAAUUUGAUUUUGUCUUGAGCCUGGAAGAGGAAAAGCCACGUUAAGAAACUGACAGCAGCACAGCUUCUACCCAGCCCGCUGAUGCCUCCUCCUAAACCAGCGUAAUUCUCAAGUUUACUUGCUCAAUCGCAGCAACAAGAACGUGCCCGCACAUGGUUCGCAGCUACAUGUCCC